CACCCUCCCCAGCUGCAGCCCGCCGGCUCGCCAGUGCAGCCGCGAUGCCCCGGAGCCCGAGCCCGACCCCGGCCCGGGUUCCCGGCCCACCGCGUAUUUAGCCUCCGUGCGUCCCGAGCGCGCCACCGCCAACGCCGCGCCCCGACGCAGCUAUGGGCAACACUGUGCACAGGACCCUGCCAGACUCGAGCCCGCCCGCGCGCCUCCUGGCCACCCGGCCUUGCUGCGGCCCAGGCCCGGAGCGGCGCCCAGUCCUGGGCGAAGCGCCGCGUUUCCAUGCACAGGCCAAGGGCAAGAACGUGCGGCUGGACGGCCACUCGCGCCGGGCCACGCGGCGCAACAGCUUCUGCAACGGAGUCACGUUCACGCAGCGGCCCAUCCGGCUAUACGAGCAGGUGCGGCUGCGCCUGGUGGCCGUGCGCCCGGGCUGGAGCGGGGCUCUGCGCUUCGGCUUCACGGCGCACGACCCGUCGCUCAUGAGCGCCCAGGACAUCCCCAAGUAUGCCUGUCCUGACCUGGUCACGCGGCCCGGUUACUGGGCCAAGGCGCUGCCCGAGAACCUGGCGCUGCGCGACACUGUGCUGGCCUACUGGGCGGACCGCCACGGCCGUGUCUUCUACAGCGUCAACGACGGCGAGCCCGUGCUCUUCCACUGCGGUGUGGCCGUGAGCGGCCCUCUCUGGGCGCUCAUCGACGUCUACGGCAUCACCGACGAGGUGCAGCUCCUCGAGAGCGGGUUCGCCGACACGCUGACGCCCGCGCGCCUCGGCCAGGCCCGCUUCAGCGCCUGCCUGCCGCCCAGCAGCCACGACGCGGCUAACUUCGACAACAACGAGCUGGAGAACAACCAGGUGGUGGCCAAGCUGGGCCACCUGGCGCUGGGCCGCGCCCCGGGCCCGCCGCUCGCCGACCACGCGGCCGCCGCCAUCCCGUGCGGGCCCCGCGAACGCCCGCGGCCCUCGUCGUCGCCGGCGCUGCUAGAAGCCGACCUGCGCUUCCACGCGACGCGCGGGCCCGACGUGAGCCUGUCGCUCGACCGCAAGGUGGCCUGCGCGCCGCGGCCCGACGGCGGUCGCACGCUUGUCUUCUCCGAGCGCCCGCUGCGGCCCGGGGAGAGCCUCUUCGUGGAGGUGGGCCGCCCGGGGCUGGCGGCGCCCGGUGCGCUGGCCUUCGGCAUCACGUCAUGCGACCCGGGCGGGCUCCGGGCCGCCGAGCUGCCCACCGACCCCUACGCGCUGCUCGACCGCAAAGAGUACUGGGUGGUGGCGCGCGCCGGGCCCGUGCCAAGCGGAGGCGACGCGCUCAGCUUCACUCUGCGGCCCGGCGGCGACGUGCUCCUGGGCGUCAAUGGGCGCCCGCGCGACCGCCUGCUGUGCGUCGACACCACGCAGGCGCUCUGGGCCUUCUUCGCCGUGAGCGGCGGCGCCGCAGGCCAGCUGCGCCUCCUCGGCACCCUGCAGUCCAGCCCAGCAACCACGUCCCCGUCAGGAUCCCUCAGCGGCUCCCAGGACGAUAGCGAUUCCGACAUGGCCUUCAGUGUCAACCAGUCCUCCUCGGCAUCUGAAUCAUCCCUGGUGACGGCCCCCAGCUCCCCACUGAGCCCACCAGUGUCCCCCGUGUUCUCCCCACCGGAGCUGGUGGGCAGCAAGAACAGCGAGUGCGCGGUGUGCUUCGAUGGCGAGGUGGACACGGUCAUCUACACGUGUGGACACAUGUGCCUGUGCCACGGCUGCGGCCUGCGGCUCAAGAGGCAGGCCCGGGCCUGCUGCCCCAUCUGCCGGCGGCCCAUCAAGGACGUCAUUAAGAUCUACAGGCCGUAGCCUGGCCCGCCGACGGCCUUGACCAGAGCAAGGUCACCUUUCUGAAGCCCACCCCCACCCCGGGCCGGGCAACCACCAUGGCCGCCGGGGAGUCCAAGGGCAGCAGCUAUCUUGCCUGCCACUCUCCAGGGGUGGGCAAGGCGUGACAGUCGUGGACACGAGGCCCCCGGGGGUCUCAGUCCAAGUGAGGGUUGCCUCUGGCUCGAAAGUGCUUUGCCCCCAAAAGGCCGUCCCAAGAGCGAGCUCAGGAACUGCCUGGCAGACUGCCCUGUCCCCCGGUGACCUCUCAGCUGAGAAAUGGCGUCCUCUGUGCAAUGCCUUUUGCUGGGGUUGGGUUGAGUGUGUGUGUGAGAGAGGGGGAGGGGAGGGAGACAGUCCAGAGAGGGCGAGUGUGUGAGAAUGACCUAGAGAGAACGUGUAGGUAUUUUUCCAGGGAUCCUGGCUCUAGGAGGUUAUUUAACACUAAGGAAUGUGCAAUCCGGAGCCCAGACGGUAGCGUGACUAGAAGUUGUUCACUUUACAGGGCUGUGACGUCAGCUGGUUUUGAAUGUACAAAGCCUGCACCUAAACAGAACUCCCUCAGGUGGUAUAGAAAAGGGACACUCAGAUUUUCUAAGGCGAGGAAAAAAUAGCUCCCUGUUUACAGCUCCGAAGCGGCAACUCCUCGGGGAGUAGUUGGGCGGAGAACAUAAGAGAACAAUUUGCUUUUUCAGUUUCUAACUCAGUCUUGGAGAGGAGUUUUGACUGGGUGCUGGGGCCAGAGCUCUGGGCAGUGUCUUCUCCAGAAGCCUUGUCACCCCUUCAGCCCCAGACAGCCUGAUUACAAGCACACCACCCCUUGACUCCAUCCCUACCUGCUUUUAGUCUAUAGCAUCCUCACCGUCUCCAAGGAGAAGACAAGCAACAGGUUCCCUUUUCCUGGGGGGGGCGGGGGGAAGAAUCCUAGAUGCCGGUGAGCCACCUGGGGUUGGAAAGGGUCACUCCGAAGCUCUCCACAUUUCCUGCUGAAAUCCGGGGCCUGGCAUUUGCCAACGGCUGUGGGCAUCACCAGGAUGACCUGCUGGCCAAGUAGGGGAAGGAAGCAGGGCUUUGCAACCGGAAGAUGUUAACUGAUCAUUAGGAUGUUAACUAGGAACUGAGACACUCGCUGAAAAUGCUGACACUGGGACUAUCCCCCUCCCCAGGGUUAUUUGCUGGGCAUUUCCUGGGACCCUGGCCCUGCCCCAACCCCCUCCCCCCUGCCUGGGCCCAUCUCUGCAGACUCCCGGACCACACCUGAGCUGAUGGGCUGGGAGGCCUGCAAUUCCCUUCUGGGCCCCACCUCUGCCCUGUCUUGUGCUGUACCUUUAGGGAGGUCCCUGGGCCUCUCUGUUUCUCAGUUCCCGAUCUGUCCAAGAGGAAGCCUGGUACCUGCCCACUCCAGAGCUCUUGGCAGGACUGGCACAUUUUAAAAGGCCCAAGACACCUUGCAAAGAGCAGGUAUUGUUUUUAGUCCAAUUCCUAAUCUGUUCCUCUGUUGAGGGAAGCGGGGAAGGGAGGACCUUCAGAGUUUUUGCCUUCACGUAACAAGUGUUGGUUGCGUGUCUGGGGUCCCCCUCGUCAGAUCAAGGCCCAUAAGGCCAGUCAGUCCGUGCCCUUGUGAUGCUCCAGGUCUUAGACCAUCUGCUUCUCCUCUGCCUGGUAUUCCGACCUGAUCUCAACUUCAGAAGCCCUACUCUUGCCCCUUCAAGGAUCCCUGAUUAGUUCUUUUUCCCUUAUGAACUUGGGAAACAUGCCCAGGUUUUAAUUUUGCAGCAGAAUCUUUAGGGGAGUGACUGGCACCCCAGCAUUUGCCAAGAUAAGCGUUUGCACACCUAGGCGGCGCGCGGCACCCAGCUGAAGUUGGUCCGCUGGAGCCUUCUGUUUUCCCCGCGUGCUGGGUGUGGGCAAGGCCACGCACAGGCCCCCUGUGAGAGGGCUAGCCACCCACAGGACCGUGGUUCUCCAGGCAGCAGCUCCACUGACUGGAUUGAGCCAUAGUCGCAAGCCCCGGUGGUCUCGGCGGCCUGGGGGGCCAGCUCCUCUCUCUUGUCCCCUCGGGUUCCAGCCAGGGUCAGUGCAACCACUGCCAGGAAUCCAGGGAUCGAGGGCCUGGACCCAGGGUGGACCAGGCCAUGUGCCUGGUGACCUGUUACCUGGGAAGAAGGGAGCUGGUGGCCUGUUUAACAUGCUCUGCAGCUGCUAUAAAUAGCCUCCCUGUUUCCAAGAGGAAUUAAGGGUGUGUUUAUCUCCUAAAAACCAGACAUUUCCUGGUGCUCGAAACAGAUUUCUUCAGCGCUGCAGAGGAGCUGCCCACACCGCCCUCUAGGUUCCGUCUGGAGAGGGGGCAGGAGGAAGAGGGAAGGGAACCCCUCUCCUUUAUUUGGCAUCACUGUGUGCCUGGCACUGGGCUGGAGAGGUGCAUCCCCAUGUCAGUCCUGUGAGGGAGGUCUUAGUACCAUAUUGAGUCGUAUCAAAGACACCACUGAUGACAAAACACACCAUUCUAUGUACCACUAAGGGAAAAACACUGCCGAUUUCAACUGUAAGGUGCCACAGCUAUUCGAUUCAUUUUACUCCGACAUAAGUGGAGAAGCUGUGCUCCUAGAAUCAGUGAAAUACGAUAUUAUCCCCAGUUGGCAGGUAAGAGAACUAAGGUGCUGGAAGUGAAGCAGGAGGUGACAGGACUGGGCUUCAAACCCAGGAGCGCGUGAUGCCAAAACCCACGCUCUCCGCUGCUUGGCCCUGAGCCCAGAAAGCUCGAGACUGCUUGAGUUUUCUUCCUUGAAGCUCACCUGGGAAGCACCUGGAGAGAGCUGGGCACCCGCCCCUGUGUGAGGGUUCCAGCCCCAGACUGCGGCCCCUGUGCUGCCCGGAACCCUGGGAGCACAAGUGUCCUUCCUUUCAGGCUUAUCUGCCUACUGUCCACCUUCUCCCGGCAGAGCUGAGCCACGUGUGAGCUUGGGUCCAACCCAAGGGCCUCCUCCUGUUACGUGGGGGUGCCCAUCAGGGGAGACACUUGUCCCACCACCUUCCUGGGCCUCAUGACCACCACCCCCCUAAGUAGGGCCCCCAGCGCAAGGACAGGAAGACCAGAGGAUACCCCCAUUGUUGUGGUCUGGUGCCUGUUCAUUCUGAACCGCCAGAGAAAUUGAGCUGUUUCCAAGUCAAGACAAACUCCUUUUUCUAGCCCAUUCUCAGAACUGGGAGUCUUCUAGGAUUUAGCUACCCAGGGCAGCUGCUCCCCUAAGUACAGCAAUGCUUUUUCAGUCAUCCGACAACCACUGGUCAGCGUGGCCUGUGUUCUGGACAAAGGGAUGGGAACCGGGUCUAAAGACAAGGCCUGCAGGGAGCUCGCAGUCCAGAGCAGGAGGUGGGCAGAUUUGUAAACUUGUAUUGGACCCAUCUAGUGCUGGGUCCUGUGGUAGCACUUAGUAGGUACUCAUUAAAGAUUUACUGAGUAAAUCAGAAAUCAGGUUAUGAGUCUUCAGGGUUUGGUAAAACACCGUGUAUACAUGCACACAAAGUCAUUCAACAGACAUUUGCUGAGUGCCCACCAGGCGUGGGGUGCUGGGAGGACGGAGCUGAGCGGAUAGGACCCCAGCUCUGAUGUCAGAGGGAGUGACAUUAUGAGACAUUUGGGGCAGAGUCCAUGGGCUUUCCUGGCCAUUCUGUUGCCUCGGGGGUCUAUCUUAGUGAGUACACAACUGCUUUCCAGACCCAGAGCCCCCUGCACACUUCAGAAAGCCUCCUCUGAAUUAGGAAUGCCGGGCAUCUCGUAGUCACUGAGUUGCUGCCGAAAUGGCCUUGGACAGAACCCUCAAGAGCCCCACCGACCGAUAAUCGCCUUCAGGUCUUGCCAGGGAGACACAGGGAGGUAGCUACCUGCUACUUUCAGGCCUUGGGACCGGUGACUGGCAAUCAAUCCCCAAGUCGACAGAGAACCCCCAGUCAGUUCCAGAAUAGGGUUGUGCAAACUCUUGGCGAAUGAGAGGCAGUCACCUUCCGCUGCUCAAUCCUGUCUCUGACCCGGUUCUGGCAGAAGGACUCCGGCUCAGGAACACGUGUCCUCCCGGCAUCUCUCGGUAUUUAAUUUUCUCACCGUCUUUCUCAAGUCCCUAGUGAGAUGACUUGUACAACAAUUUGUCUGUGCCUUAUGAAAGUGUCUGUGCACUUUUAAUCCUUUUUGAAAGCAACUUUAAAAAGUGGGCCGGGGACUAGCAUACGUGGUAGUGUUCUAGAAAUCUGUGCUCAUCACUGAAACCCUUCUGCAUUGUGUAUUUGAUGUUGGAGUGAAGAAGUGUACGUCCCCCGCCCCACCCCACUACCUGUGUACAGACCUUUUUAAAAAAUGUCUCUUUUUCUGAUUCAAUACUGUGACCUCUCCAAUACAGUCUAAUCUUUGGAGAUCUGUAAUAAAGGUUUCAAAACCUGGGGGGAAUGGGUGGGGAAGGGUUUGCACUGGUCCUGUGUGUUGUGCUCUUGCGUGUUGUGUGUUUUGAUUUUUGUCUGUUUUUAUCCGUUUUAUAUUAACAUAAUUUUCCUGUUUAAAAAAACAAAUACAACUUUGGCUUGUUAAGAAAGUC
Messenger RNA from Globicephala melas (long-finned pilot whale), 6424 nucleotides. It is a transcript of the gene NEURL1B, whose product is annotated as neuralized E3 ubiquitin protein ligase 1B. Gene Ontology annotation, molecular function: ubiquitin protein ligase activity. The record is from RefSeq and is a predicted model, not a curated record. Gene Ontology annotation, biological process: ubiquitin-dependent endocytosis. Gene Ontology annotation, cellular component: early endosome. NCBI's taxonomy places the organism in Eukaryota, Metazoa, Chordata, Mammalia, Artiodactyla, Delphinidae.